This is a messenger RNA of Aspergillus sclerotioniger CBS 115572, 558 nucleotides long. RefSeq lists its product as uncharacterized. The transcript has a single exon. The record is from RefSeq and is a predicted model, not a curated record. NCBI's taxonomy places the organism in Eukaryota, Fungi, Ascomycota, Eurotiomycetes, Eurotiales, Aspergillaceae. Bases 1 to 558 code for a protein of 185 amino acids.
AUGACAUCAGAGGGGAAAUGUGUUUACCACGAAUCUCGCUGUCAAAUAAAUAUCUCCGUUUCCCAAAUCGACCAUGAGAUCAAGAAAGCCGAUCAACACGGAUACACCAAAGUGUCCGACGCAUUAAAACGUCUCAAAGCCGCCUGGUAUGCGCUUGAUUCGCCAGACAAUUUAGAUCUAUCUUCUCAGACGAUCGAGGCCAAUCGACUUGAGACUGUCCAUGUCGAGCUCAUGAGCUCCAGUGACCACCAGGAUAUCUCAGCUGUCACUGGUGAAGAGAUUAGGCUUUUUCGAGACAGCGCGAGGUCCCUUUCAGAUCAAAUCCGCGCUACCGAACAUCCCAAGUCAGCUCAGCUGGCUGAACUUUCCGACGCAAUCAAGGAAUGCUAUGAUGCAAUAACGGAAGUUGCGGCUUCGUCCAAGGGACUGAGGGGUAUACUUCGUUGGUCUCCGGGGGUGUUUGUCGUGAGAAGGAUUUUUCAGUCUCGGUUGAUGAAAGCUCGAGCAGAUUUCGAGGCUAUGAAGCGUGGAGUGGAGGGGAACAAACAGGUUCAGUGA